Messenger RNA from Cokeromyces recurvatus, 669 nucleotides. RefSeq lists its product as uncharacterized. The record is from RefSeq and is a predicted model, not a curated record. Gene Ontology annotation, biological process: positive regulation of ATP-dependent activity. NCBI's taxonomy places the organism in Eukaryota, Fungi, Mucoromycota, Mucoromycetes, Mucorales, Mucoraceae. Bases 44 to 466 code for a protein of 140 amino acids. The transcript is spliced from 3 exons. Gene Ontology annotation, molecular function: ferrous iron binding; ATPase activator activity.
AAAAAAAAAAAAAAAAAAAUAAUAAUAAUAAAAAGACUUUAUAAUGUCAACUCAUUAUGAGAUAUUACAAGUAAGCGAAACAGCUUCGUUAGAUCUUAUUAAACAGCGUUUUCAACAGUUAAUAUUAGAACAUCAUCCUGAUAAAAGUAAAUCAAAUGAUGACACUCGGGCUCACAGAAUUUUAAAAGCAUGGGAAGUAUUAAGGAAUCCGACAAGCCGUAAGAAUUAUGACAUCGAACUUCAAAGUCAACGAAACAAAAAGGAUUUAGCUAUAGGAGCUGAAGUUGAUUUGGAUGAUAUGGAAUACAACGAAGAUGAAGGAUCAUAUUCGUAUGUUUGUCGUUGUUCAGGUGAUUACAUAAUCACAGAAGAAGAAUUAAAUGAAGGCAUCGAAGUCAUUGGCUGUAAUAAUUGCUCAUUAAAGAUUCGAGUUUUAUAUGACGUUGUUGAGAGUGAUGAAGAAUAAGAAAUGGACCAUAUUUAUAUUAUGAUUUGAUAAUAAUUAAAAUAGAUGACAAAUGAUAGUAUAGAAUUUAUUUUUAUUUUGUAAAAGAGAAUGAGGAAUCAUUAGAUGAUUUCUUCAAAUGAAAAAAAAAAAAAGCCAACAAACAAACAAACAAACAAACAAUUUUUUUUUAACUGUUAUUGCUUGCAUUCACUAUUUUAAUU